GUUCAGAGUGCGUGCAGAGGUCGUGUUGUGCUUUCAACUCGCAUUCCGUUUCGCUGACCGGGGGCACCUUUAGCGCGUGAUGCGAUGGCUUUCUUCCGUGUAUUCAUGGGGAGGCAGCUGCCGCCGGCCGUGUCCCACUUCGCCCGCACGGUGAAGCUGCUCCGUCCCCCCGCGGCCCCGCUGAGGAGGCUGCACGGCUCGUCCCGGCUGCGGCUCGGGGAGCAGGGACCGUGGGGGAAGCAGCCGCUGCAGCAGCAGCAGCCGCUCACAGACCUCGACAAGGCGGACGCUUUGAUGCUGAGAAAGUCCCACGAGACAGGAUUCCUCUCAUGGUUCAGGAACGGUCUGCUGGCGACCGGGAUCGGAGUCAUCGCAUUUGUCCAGAGCGAAGUGGGACGAGAAGCGGGAUACGCUCUCUUCAUCCUGGGCGGUGUGUGCGUGUCGUUCGGCGGCGCCUCGUACAUCGGCAGCCUCUUCGCCUUGCGGAGGAUGAUGCUGCUAUCUGUGCCAGCGCUGCUGCUCCAGGGCGCCGCGGUGGGCAGCGUCGCCCUCCUCUGGCUCUGUGCGGUAUCCCUCUACAUCGGCCGCCUGGAGGUGGAGAUCAUCCACGAGGGGGAGGAGUUCGAUGAGGAGGGAGAGGAUGAGGAGGAGUGCCGGGAGUGCCGCGAGAGGCGUGAACACCGGGGUUACCGUGGCUCCCACAACAGCCGACAUCACGGCAGGGAGGACAAUGACAGCAAGGGGCCGAACAAGUAGACACUGGAGACGGAGAUGGUGUGUGUGUGUGUGUGUGUGUGUGUGUGUGUGUGUGUGUGUGUGUGUGUGUGUGUGUGUGUGUGUGUGUGUGUGUGUGUGUGUGUGUGUGUGUGUGUGUGUGUGUGUGUGUGUGUGUGUGUGUGUGUGUGUGUGUGUGUGUGUGUGUGUGUGUGUGUGUGUGUGUGUGUGUGUGUGUGUGUGUGUGUGUGUGUGUGUGUGUGUGUGUGUGUGUGUGUGUGUGUGUGUGUGUGUGUGUGUGUGUGUGUGUGUGUGUGUGUGUGUGUGUGUGUGUGUGUGUGUGUGUGUGUGUGUGUUGCUUUGAUUCAGGGUGUGUGUGUGUGAUCGCGCGUGCAAGCAUUCUACAUAUUCAUAUGGAGGCUGUGUGACUCCUACAGAUUCAGACUUAUUGUUCACUGUUAUAUAUUGAUGUAGAGAUUAUUUGUUGAGGUGAACAAAGACUUUCAGACCUUUUGGAAAACUGCUCAGAAAAUGCUGACAUGUUGGUAGUUGGACUACAUUCACUUCUGAUCAAUAUAUAUAUAUAUCGGUCUUUUUUUGUACGAUUUAUUAUAAUCAUAUAUAUUCAACGCUGCUUCACUUGCAUUAUCAAUCUGUCUGAACAAUGUUUCGACUUGUUCCGUGCGUUGUCACAGUGCAAAGAUUCACUGAGAUCAUCACAUCUGUUAAUAUAAGUUUAGUUUACAUUACCUUGUAUGCAAUGAUUACUUUGUCUGGUUCCACAUCAUUUACUCUCACUUGAAGCUUUUAUACAAGUCUUGAAAUAAAACAAGCUAGUUUGAGAUCUUGUAAGAAUGGUCAUACUAUGCAUGUUCAGAUCUGUCUUUUUAUCAAUGAGGGCUUACAAUGUUUUUUUUAAAUUGUUUUUCUUUUCCAGAGGUUAACUGUUUUUUAAAUCAUUUUUGUUAAGUUAUUGUAAUGACUCUAGAUUUUUUUUUUAAACAAGUAUUUUUCAUAUAUUUGGCUAUGUACAGUACCUAAAUGUAACCAUAAAACCAUCUGGUGUUCACUAUAAUUACUGUUUUAAUGGAUGGUCUAAAUUGACGCUAGAGUUUGUCUGUCGAUGGGUUCACAUUUGUUUCUCUUCUGUACAUAGAAUAAUAAAGUGAGAAUAAAUCUAUGCUGACACCGGGUCUAAACUUCAGAGUCUGCAUGAUUUGCUUUCACAUUUAAAUGGACAUGUUCUUCCCCACCUGUGGGUCAAGAUUCACCAGGUAGAUCUGAGGAUUAAGCAGCAGGAGAAAGACGCAGGUCUGCUCCACAAAAUAAUAUUUAUAUUUUCACGAGUCCAACAGCUAAAUUAAAUGCUGUAUGAAGUAGACAUUGCUUCAUUUUAAAGUGAGAUAUAUGGCCAAAAGGUUGUUAUUUAAAUGCCCUAUUGUUUUUGGUCAUUUGAAAUGUAUUCAAAUUCAGGGAAUAUUCACCACUGAGGUGAAACCUGAAUUAUGGCCUGAUCUUGAUUAUUUUAAGUUUGAAUUAGAUCGUGCAUAUUCCUGAAUA
Messenger RNA from Cyclopterus lumpus (lumpfish), 2274 nucleotides. It is a transcript of the gene tmem160, whose product is annotated as transmembrane protein 160. The transcript is spliced from 4 exons. NCBI's taxonomy places the organism in Eukaryota, Metazoa, Chordata, Actinopteri, Perciformes, Cyclopteridae. Bases 85 to 756 code for a protein of 223 amino acids. The record is from RefSeq and is a predicted model, not a curated record.